CUGGCUCAACUAGUCACUGGAGAAUCAUCCGUCAAUGCUACCGCCAUGUUUUGCAGCGACUGGUUGACCAUGGACACGCUGUCCAGCCACAGCUCCUACCUCCUCCAGCAGCUCCAGGAGCAGAGGAUUCAGGGACUUCUCUGUGACUGCAUGCUGGUGGUGAAAGGUGUCUGCUUCAAAGCCCACAAAAAUGUCCUGGCUGCUUUCAGUUCCUAUUUCAGGUCUUUGUUCCAAAACUCUCCCAGUCAGAAGAACGACGUGUUCAACCUGGUGAUCCAGGAUGUCGGCGGCAUCGGCCAAAUACUGGACUACAUGUACACCUCCCAUAUCGACAUUAAUCAGGACAACGUGCAAGCUCUCCUGGACAUUGCUCAGAGCCUGCAGGUCCCGAAUGUGCAGAGCAUGUGCAACGCUUUCCUCAAACCUUGCCCGCCUCCUGUAGAGAUGCCUUCGUUUGCCCUCCCGGGCAUGCUGAGCUCAGAGCACGACUGCCUUUUGGGGAGUAACCUGCCACAUGACGUUGACCUGCACUGCCCGCCUGACCCCCAGAGGCCGGGCUAUUACGGUGACCUGGAUCACACACGGAGGAUGCCGGGGUCGGUGUCUAACAGCAGCUCGACGUGUGACGUACAGAGCGGCUCCCACGCGCCUGCAGAAAAGCAGCUCGUUCACGGUUACAAACUCCGUAAUUUCUACAGUAAGCAGUACUUCAAGCAAAGUGCAAUUCAGACAAACAGUGCAUCCUCAAGUCAAGGGCCUCUGGUAUUGGUGGAAGAGCAGCAAUGUCAGCUCGGAAUGAGUCAGGGUGCCAAUAGCGCUCCUGUGAUUUUAGGAAACACGGUCCAGCCCAGCCCUUCUUGCACAUCUGUAACAGCAGAAAAAAAUGGCGUCUCUUCAUUGACCCCUUUGAAUAACGUAAACACCCCUGCCUGCGACCCGACCGACUCCUCAAUCAGCAAGCCCGUGCGUCCUAAGAAGACCGUUUACCUGAAGAAAUACAAUUACCUCCGGUCUCAGAAAGCCUUAGAGGAGAUGUGCGCCGAGUCGGCCGCCGAGCCCGUCCUCAGCUGUCCCAAAGAGAGCCUCCAAGGGGGGCCCGUCGCCCACGCUGAGGCUCCGGAUGAAGCUCCAGAGGCUUCCGUCGGCAGCAGCCCUUUAGGAAGAGAGGAGUGUUCUGAAGCAGCAGACACCCAGCUUCCUAGUCCCCCACCUGGAAACCAGGAGGAGCAAAAUCUGAAGCCUCAGUCGGAGCCUCCUCACCAAGUGGGGCACAAGCAGUACCGCUGCCAGUUGUGUGGGAAGAUCUUCAAACAUCCGAGCAACCUGGAGCUGCACAAGCGCUCUCACACCGGUGAGAAGCCGUUCCAGUGCAACGUCUGUGGCAAAAACUUUUCUCAGGCAGGCAACCUGCAGACCCAUUUGCGGCGACAUUCCGGAGAGAAGCCGUACAUAUGUGAGCUGUGUGGUAAAAGCUUCACUGCAUCGGGGGACGUCCAGCGUCACAAAGUGGUUCACACGGGAGAGAAGCCACAUCUGUGCGACAUAUGCGGCAGAGGAUUCACCAAUUUGAGUAACCUCAAGGAGCACAAGAGAACUCAUGCGACAGACAGGACAUUCACCUGUGAUCAGUGUGGAAAGUCUUUCAACACACACAGGAAGCUGCUGAAGCACAAGGCCCGCCACACUGGAGAAAAAUCCCACAUCUGCACCACUUGUGGAAAGCGCUUCAUUGACUCAGGAGACCUUCAGCGUCACAUACGAUCACACACCGGUGAGAAACCGUACGUCUGCAACACCUGCGGAAAGAGCUUCACCCGCUCCGCUAUGCUGAGGAGGCACAGCAACAUGCACUGCAAGGGGCCGUCUGUCCCCAGCCCGGCCGCAGCCAGCUCUGAGCAGACCCAAAACUCGAGCGGACCGGCCUCGUUUACUAAAUCACUCCGCCGGAGUAAACCAUCAGCUGCGACCACCGACCAGCAGUUUUCUGCCAUCAUGCCUGACACAGAUUUAGGGAAGCCCUCGUCGUGCAGUCCCCCGCCCACACAAGCAAUACAACCCAUAGAGACUCCAGGACCCAGCAUGCACCUUAACCCUGCAAUGACCUCCCUUCCAGAGCUGCGCUCCCUGGUUCCCCAUCACCUCCUUUCGUCCGGCCACCAGGAGAGAAUCGCCGCUCUGCUGCCCGCCGACCGCCUGAAGCUGAACAAACCCACUCAGGAAGCCGUGUACGGUCCGUACGUGGAGAACGGCAACACGUGUCUGGACAGAGACCCCGCGGGCAGACCCUACUUGCCUCCGUCGGACAAUCACUGCGGUUCCUUCACGGGGACCGGCAGGCCCUACAGGUCGAGCGAAGGCCAGUUUAUCUCCAGUGUGACUCUCUGGGGCCUGGCCAUGAAAACGCUGCAGAAUGAGAACGACAACGACAUGGAGCAGUAAAAUCCAUGUCGACUUUAUCAUGUGAACAGUUGCUUUUAUCUCAGAGACAAUUUCCAGUAGAGCGACUACAAGUCAAUGAACCGAAAAACAAAACAAUCCUAAACUUCUGAGAGCUCGUUAAAUACAUGGGUGUUGUUUCUGUGGUGACAACUCAGUGAAUGAUGGAACGGCAGAUGUUUGGCUGAUAACUGCUCAACAGGAGCAGUUAUACUAAGAUGUACCACACGAACAUUGAAUUGUUUACUUUAGAAUGAAUUACUGUUAUAUUUGCAUGACAGCCUGUAACGAAGCAAAAAUGGUUUAUCUUUUACGUACAGCAGAGCACUUUUAAGUCAUUGCUCAAGACAGAUGUAUUUUCAUGCGAUGUUGAAUUCUGGUCAGGUAACAAUAAACCAGCUGUUUUUCAUAAGA
Molecule: messenger RNA, 2850 nt
Organism: Poeciliopsis prolifica (blackstripe livebearer)
Lineage: Eukaryota; Metazoa; Chordata; Actinopteri; Cyprinodontiformes; Poeciliidae
Gene: zbtb49
Product: zinc finger and BTB domain containing 49
Exons: 8
Coding region: 46-2439 (797 amino acids)
Biological process (GO): regulation of transcription by RNA polymerase II
Cellular component (GO): nucleus
Molecular function (GO): RNA polymerase II cis-regulatory region sequence-specific DNA binding; protein binding; DNA-binding transcription factor activity, RNA polymerase II-specific
Source: RefSeq, a predicted model, not a curated record